AAGAGUAUGAUCUGUCUGUUUAUUUGUCACAUGUUUUGUUUUUUGAUGUUUAGUUAAAUUGAUUUUUAAAAACAACAAUUAACAAAAAUAAAUCAUAAUGGAACCGAUAAUUGUUGAUGCACGUGAAGAAGGUACGAUCGAAAUCGAUAGUGAUAUUUUACGUCUUCGACCACUUGGUGCCGGACAAGAAGUUGGUCGAAGUUGUAUAUAUAUGGAAUUUAAAGGCAAAAAAAUUCUACUUGAUUGUGGUAUUCAUCCUGGUCUUAAUGGUAUGGAUGCUUUGCCAUUUGUCGAUCUCAUCGAUCCCGAAGAGAUUGAUCUUUUGCUGAUAUCACAUUUUCAUUUGGAUCAUUGUGGAGCUUUACCGUGGUUUCUACAGAAAACGACAUUCAAAGGACGAUGUUUCAUGACGCAUGCAACAAAAGCUAUUUAUCGUUGGUUAUUGGCUGAUUGUAUAAAAGUUUCCAACAUAUCGGCUGAACAGAUGCUUUAUACUGAACAAGAUCUUGAACAAUCAAUGGAUAAAAUUGAAACAAUAAAUUUUCAUGAAGAAAAAGAGAUUGCCGGUGUACGAUUUUGGUGUUAUAAUGCUGGCCAUGUUUUAGGUGCUGCAAUGUUUAUGAUUGAAAUAGCUGGUGUAAAAAUUCUUUAUACGGGUGAUUUUUCACGUCAAGAAGAUCGUCAUCUUAUGUCAGCUGAAAUUCCUGCCAUCAAACCUGAUAUUCUUAUUAUCGAAUCAACAUACGGAACGCAUAUUCAUGAAAAAAGAGAAGAAAGAGAAGCUAGAUUUACUGGCAUUGUUUAUGAUACUGUUACACGAGGUGGCAAAUGCCUGAUACCCGUAUUUGCAUUAGGUCGUGCACAAGAAUUAUUGCUCAUAUUGGAUGAAUAUUGGGCACAACAUCCUGAACUACAUGAAUACCCUAUUUAUUAUGCAUCAUCGUUGGCUAAGAAAUGUAUGUCUGUUUAUCAAACAUACAUUAAUGCCAUGAACAAUCGAAUCAAACGACAAAUUGCCAUCAAUAAUCCAUUCGUAUUUAAACAUAUUUCGAAUCUAAAAUCAAAAGCACAUUUGGAUAUGGAUGAAAUUGGUCCGUGUGUUGUAAUGGCAACACCUGGUAUGAUGCAAUCAGGAUUAUCACGUGAACUGUUUGAAAGUUGGUGCAGUGACCGAAGAAAUUGUUGUAUCAUUGCCGGUUAUUGUGUGGAAGGUACAUUGGCCAAACAGAUUUUAUCCGAACCGGAAGAAAUUGUUGCAAUGAGUGGACAAAAAUUGCAAAGAAAAUGUCAAAUUGAAUACAUUUCUUUUUCUGCUCAUACUGAUUAUAAGCAAACAAGUGAAUUUAUUCGAGCACUUCGACCACCGCACAUAAUGUUGGUUCAUGGUGAAGCAAAUGAAAUGAAUCGACUAAAAUCGGCUUUAAUUCGUGAAUACGAAGAUCAGGAAAAUCCACCCGAAUUUCAUAAUCCACAAAAUACAGUUACAUUGGAAUUACAUUUCCGUGGUGAAAAAAUUGCUAAAGUAAUGGGAAAUUUAGCGGUAACAAAACCUACAGCCGGUCUACGUCUUUCAGGAAUAUUAGUAAAACGUAAUUUUAGCUAUCAUUUAUUAGCACCAUCUGAUCUAAACAAAUAUACGGAUAUGGUAAUGAGUACUAUUUCACAAUGUUUAACUGUUCCAUUUGAAGGUGAUUAUGAUCAAAUGCUUGAUGCAUUUCAAGGAUAUCAUCUGGAACGAAUAUCUGAUUGUUCAGUUAAAGUUUUCGAUCAAAUACAAGCAACGAUUAAUGUACAAAAAAAAUUCGUUGUACUUGAUUGGAUUUCAUCACCGGAAUCAGAUAUGUAUGCCGAUACAUUAAUAGCAUCAUUAUUGAAAGCAACGAUAAAAAAUGAAGAAAUAUCAUCAUUGACUAGUGACAAAAAGAUGGAUGUCGACACGGUAUCAGAUGAUCAACGUGUAAAGAAAUUUUAUCCAUCCACCAAAACAAUUUCAUCACAAGCUAAAGAGUUACUAUUCACUAAUCUUUUAAUCGAUUCAUUAAGAGAAAUGUUUUCAUUACAAGAAGAAGAUUUUGUUGUUAGUACGGUGAAACAUGAUUCAAAAACAAUGAUGACAGACGAUGUUCCUAAAGUUGAAAAACUUUUAGCAUUCAAAAUUGAUAACGAUGCUCAUGUUGAGAUUAAUAUUACCUCUAGGCAAAUUAUACGAUGUGAUCUUGAUCAUGUAAGAAAUAUGUUGAAUAGAUUCCUAUCGAAUAGCUUGGAAAUUGGAGCAAAUUAUUAAGUAAUAAAAAAAUUUUAUUGAAAUUU
Molecule: messenger RNA, 2310 nt
Organism: Dermatophagoides pteronyssinus (European house dust mite)
Lineage: Eukaryota; Metazoa; Arthropoda; Arachnida; Sarcoptiformes; Pyroglyphidae
Gene: Cpsf73
Product: cleavage and polyadenylation specificity factor 73
Biological process (GO): mRNA 3'-end processing by stem-loop binding and cleavage
Cellular component (GO): mRNA cleavage and polyadenylation specificity factor complex
Molecular function (GO): RNA endonuclease activity; 5'-3' RNA exonuclease activity; RNA binding
Source: RefSeq, a predicted model, not a curated record